Papilio machaon (common yellow swallowtail) is the source of this 1682-nucleotide messenger RNA. RefSeq names its product probable beta-hexosaminidase fdl. Gene Ontology annotation, biological process: ganglioside catabolic process; glycosaminoglycan metabolic process; carbohydrate metabolic process. The coding region runs from base 91 to 1677 and encodes 528 amino acids. The transcript has 5 exons. Gene Ontology annotation, cellular component: membrane. Lineage: Eukaryota; Metazoa; Arthropoda; Insecta; Lepidoptera; Papilionidae. Gene Ontology annotation, molecular function: beta-N-acetylhexosaminidase activity. The record is from RefSeq and is a predicted model, not a curated record.
CUUGUAAGAGAAGGAUUACCAGUUGUUGAGAUACAAUGGCAAUGCAAGAACAACUUUUGUCUCAAAUCAACUGUUAAUAUAAACGCAACAAUGUACAAAUCUCUUAGUAGGUGUAUACUCUUAUGUAUGGGUCCUCAAUUAUGGCCGCAUCCUAUCGGCUAUACGCAAUACAGCAAAGAAAUUGUGGCCCUUAGCACUAUGAACUUAGAGUACAAAUUCCAAUCAGUACCCUCCGAAGUCGUACACAAUUAUUUAGCCGGUGCAUUCAAAUUGUUCCUAAAGAAUGUAUUCAAAUUAGAAAAAGAUCGAAAGAAACCGAACAAUAGUACUGAGUUAAUCGAUCUACCAAUCAGAAAGAUCAGUAUAGAAAUAGACGUAGAAAAUGAUCCGGAUCCUAGAUUAAGAUUGGAUACUGACGAAUCUUAUACUAUACAAAUUAACACAAUCGGAAAUCGGGUGCUGUUUAAAGUGUCAGGUUAUUCGUUUUGUGGAGUGAGACAUGGUUUAGAAACAGCAAGUCAAUUAAUACUACUAGAUCAAGACACUGGUUACCUAAUAACACUGUCUAAUGUAACAAUUAAAGACAGACCGUGUUAUAAAUACAGAGGUCUAAUGAUAGAUACUGGACGGAACUAUAUCACUGUGUCAAAUAUCAUGAGAAUUCUAGAUGGUAUGGCUAGUUGUAAAUUAAACACAUUCCAUUGGAGAAUUUCUAGUGAAACUAGCUUUCCAUUGUACCUGACUAAACUACCUUAUCUAUCUGAUUACGGUGCUUACGACAGAUCGAUGAUUUAUACUAAAAUUGAUGUGAAAAGUAUUGUAAGGAAAGCAGCUUUACGAGGUAUUAGAGUACUUAUAGAGGUUGCUGCGCCUGGACCUGUUGGUAGAGCGUGGUCAUGGUUCCCUCAAUCAACAUGCCCUCUUAAAACAAAUAAUUAUACAUGUCAGAAUAUACUAUGUACUAGAUUACUUAUGGAUAAAGCAGUAUUUGAUACUUUACAAAUACUUUAUACGGAGAUUAUAGAAAUGACAGGAGUUAACGAUGUGUUUCAUCUCAGCGACGGAAUGUUCUCUAUUACAAAUUGCUAUGAACUAAUCAGUGAUAGAAAUGGUUUUCUAAACAAUGCCUUAGAUCGUUUGAAACUUGCUAAUAAAGGUAAUCUACCCAAGUUGCCUAUAGUAUGGUUUACGCCACAUUUAAUGAAGGAUUCAGAGGCCAAGAUCUGGGAGAGGAUGGGAGUGCAGCUUACGGAUUGGGAACCUAAUCCUGGAGAACAUUAUUUAGGUAAAUUCAGAGUGAUACAUUCAACUAAUUGGGAUCUAUCAUGCAAGAUUGUAAAACAAAGAUGUGUUAAAUACAGAUCUUGGCAGGAAAUGUAUUCUUGGAAGAUGUGGCGUAACGUUGAAUCAUUCUGUACAGAAGGAGGCGAAGCAAUACUUUGGACUGAUCUUGUUAAUGAAGGUAAUAUCGACAGUUUGCUAUGGCCUCGAGCGACCGCAGUCGCUGAAAGACUCUGGUCAGACGCCAUAGCCAAUUCUACCGCUAAUAAAUAUGUUUACAUGCGAUUAGACAGGCAAAGAUGGCGCAUGCUUUUACGUGGAAUACGAGCACAACCUAUUUGGCCUGCUUGGUGCAGUUUUAAUCCAAGCACUUGUUUGGCUAAAAUACGCAAAUAAUGUUA